AUUCCCCAUACAAAACGGAGAACGUUCUCGAGAACGGCAGAGCUGUCGAGGUUCUCGAGAGCGAUUAAAACGCUCAGAAUAAAACCAUGGAGGAAUCAAGGCCAUAUUUGGAUAACAUUCGCUAAUUACGUCAAUUCUUGUUACCAAAGUAAUACCCAAAACAUUUUCCUUAACAUCAGUUGAAUUAUUAACUGUACCAUCGUCCACACUGUUAACUGUGCAUCGGUUGACUUUAUGCCUUUUGUCAUAAGGUCCAUCGAUGUACAGUUAGGAGUGUUGCUGUUUUAAAUUCUCAUUUAUUUUUACGUGUGAGUAAUGUAUAACUUUAUCCUGUUCUGAUAAUUUAUGUGCGUUCGUACCAUUUCUGCCUGGAGUAUUUGCCGUAGUGGUCAUAUCAGAAAACAACAAAAUGGGGUUCGGUGAAUCUACAGUAAAAUUUUUGCUGUUCAUUUUCAACUUGGUGUUUGCGUUGGUCGGCGCGACGCUCCUAGGCCUUGGAGUGGCUGGGUACCUGAAAGUAGAAGCUGUUGCGAGGAUUCUUGGACGCUAUGGAGGCCAUGUGCCCAUCUUCUACAUCGUACUGGGGUCGCUGGUGUUCGGCGUCGCGUUCUUCGGGUGCUGCGGGGCUGUGACCGAGAGUCAAUGCAUGCUCUUUACUUUCUCUAUCUUCAUGGGUAUACUGAUGGCCCUGAAAGUAAUUCUGAUAGCUUUGGUGUUCGUGAAGAAGGAGUGGCUGGAUGAAGUUAUCACGAAUACUAAUGAGAAGUUGGAAGCUAAAGGCGUUUUAAAGGACCCGGUGGACCCUCAGACCAUCAGGAUUUGCUUUGCUGGCGUUUGCUCUGUCAUUAUCGCCGUGGAGAUGGUCGGUAUGGUGUUCGGGUGCUGCCUUGGUGUCCACGUGCGUCGCAGCAACGGCCAUGGUUAUGCAUAGACCGCCCACGCUGUAAAUCCUCGUACAGCCGCCAUCAGAUAUAUCGGAGCGGCUAAGGCACUCACAAAUAUCUGAACACGCCUCUAUUGUCAAGGCGUUAGAGUGCGUGUUCAGAUAUUUUUGAGCACCUCGGCCGCUGCGGUAUAUCUGACGGCGAAUGUACAACACGACGUGGUCAUGCCCUCAAGAUGCUGUAACCACUAAAGGUUACAUUCAGAUUGGGACUGCAGCAACGCUGCACCAGUGCAGAGUGGUGCUGCGUUGCAGCUGCUAAAAGUUGUUGUCGUUACCGCACUGUCAAGGUGACAUUCGGAUCUCCACUGCAGCUGCAUUAUGGUGACAGUCCAUUUCCAACGAUUGAUUUUACUAUGGAAACUAUAACAUCGACGAGUUCGUACUAGUAAUGA
This is a messenger RNA of Cydia splendana, 1338 nucleotides long. RefSeq names its product tetraspanin-5-like. The transcript has 4 exons. Bases 410 to 931 code for a protein of 173 amino acids. Gene Ontology annotation, cellular component: plasma membrane. The record is from RefSeq and is a predicted model, not a curated record. NCBI's taxonomy places the organism in Eukaryota, Metazoa, Arthropoda, Insecta, Lepidoptera, Tortricidae.